Messenger RNA from Fusarium fujikuroi IMI 58289, 1452 nucleotides. Its product is annotated as related to benzoate 4-monooxygenase cytochrome P450. The transcript has 6 exons. Bases 1 to 1452 code for a protein of 483 amino acids. The record is from RefSeq and is a predicted model, not a curated record. Gene Ontology annotation, molecular function: oxidoreductase activity, acting on paired donors, with incorporation or reduction of molecular oxygen; heme binding; monooxygenase activity. NCBI's taxonomy places the organism in Eukaryota, Fungi, Ascomycota, Sordariomycetes, Hypocreales, Nectriaceae.
AUGUUGUCUCAGUCAUUUGCGACCUAUUGCCUUGUUGCAUGUACAACUUUUAUACUGUAUUAUGCUGUCGCAAAAGUGAAGACUGCUUUGUACGGUCCCCUGUCCAAGAUACCUGGGCCUGCUAUAGGACGAUGGACAAACCUCGUCGUCAAAUAUCACACACUUUCUGGCCGGCGCAUGCAGUACAUAGAUUCUCUAUUUACACAGUAUGGCCCUGUUGUCCGUAUUAGCCCAACAGAUGUUGGGAUCAACGACCCUGAUGCCGUCAAAGUCAUACAGAAGGUAUCUGGUGGCUUUCAAAAGUCAGCUUGGUAUGACAAGACUGGUCCCGGGAUGCUGGGAAUGAGAAAUCGCGAAAAGCACGCUUGCCGCCGUCGCUUCCUUGCGCACCCCUUGAGCAACUCGUCUUUACCCGCUUUUGAGCCUUUGAUCCGUGCCAAAGUGGACUUGGCGAUAAGUCAGAUGCAGAAAGAGCAUAGAAGUUUGGGAUACGCUGACUGCCAUAAGUGGUUCAGCUUCAUGGCGACUGAUAUCAUUGGUGAUUUAACUUUUGGUAGUUCCUUUCGAAUGCUUGAGCAAGGCAGAAGAAGCCAGUACGUUGAGGAUUUACAGGCUGUGAUGCCCACAGUCAACAAAAGGAUCGAGCUCUCUCCAUUCUUCGACUUGAUGUUCUUACUUCCACUGCCCCAAGUUAAGAGAUUCUCAGAGAGGUUUCAGCGAAUUCUCAAAUAUGGCGAAGAAUCUAUCCGCCGUCUACAACUAGCUCAGCUGACAGGCUCGCUUGACACCCCGAUAUUCUUCGAGAAGAUCAUGAAUCCGAAGAACAAAGAGAAUGCCUUAACAGAUCUCGAGAUGCAGCAAGAAGCAGCAGAACUCAUGAUCACGGGAACAGACACUACUUCUAACACACUGACAUAUCUAGUAUGGUCGGUUUUACAGAGUCCCAGUAUACGGGUACGACUCGAAAAGGAAGUAUCAGUGCUCUCUGCAGACUUCAAAGAUGCUGACCUUGUGAAACUGCCAUACUUGAAUGCGGUAGUAAUGGAGUCCUUGAGACUGUAUGGAGCUGCAUCUGGAGCGCAUCAGAGGGACGUUCCGAAGGGCGGCUGGGAAGCUUGUGGCUACAUGAUUCCGGAUACCGCGACCGUUUUCACGCAAGCAUUCUCCUUGCACCGACUACCUGAAGUGUUUUCAACCCCAUAUAAGUUUGACCCAGAUCGCUGGCUUAGUCCAACAGCUGAGAUGCAAGAGGCAUACAUUCCGUUUGGAGGAGGACCUCGAAUUUGUAUUGGUAUUCACCUCGCUUAUAUGGAGCUUCGGGUCACUACAGCAGCUUUCUUUCGCAAGUUUCGAGGAGCCCAGGUUCAUGUAUCAAUGACCAAUGACGACAUGGAGUUGGAAAACUACACGUUGAUCGCCCCAAAGUCUCACAAGUGUCUCAUUACGCUGUGA